CGACGCGGCACUGGAGUGGUGAGGGUUAGUGACGCGUGAACUGAGUGCAGUUGACCUGGUCAGGUGGGAAAUACAGGACUUGGACGUCUUCGCUCGUGAAUCUGGCUUGCUGCAUCGACUCGUGCUGAGGACUUGAGUCUCUUCAAGUCGCUGUUGGCUUGCCGACGCGUCAUUUGGUGAAAUAUGAUGCUGAGCUGAACGGAUCCAACCCAGGAAGUCUAGACAAAGUUGCUGCUGCUCUUCAUCCCAAAGUGAAGUUUAUCCGGCCAGUAAUUAAGUCAUGCUGCGCCACUGGGUGUACCACGCCGGGCUGAUGGUGGCAGUCGCACUCUGCUACCACAACGCUCUGCACUGCGACUUUGUGUUCGACGACAUCAGUGCGGUGAAGGACAACAGAGACCUGCGACCGCACACGCCGCUCACCAAUCUGCUGCACAACGACUUCUGGGGCACGCCCAUGGAGAAGGAGCAGUCCCACAAGUCGUACCGUCCCCUGUGCGUGCUGACGUUCCGUUGGAACUACCUGCUGCACCAGCUGAGGCCGUUCGGCUACCACCUCACCAAUGUCCUGCUGCACGUGCUCGUCUGCGUGCUCUACUUCAGGUUAUGUACACUCUUUGUCUCGGACAUGUGCAGUUUUGUGGCGGCUCUGCUGUUCGCCGUGCAUCCAAUACACACAGAGGCGGUGACUGGGGUGGUUGGCCGCGCCGAACUUCUAUCGUCCGUGUUCUUCAUCGUCGCCAUACUGUCCUACGUCAGAGCCACGAGAACCCCACAGGGAACUGACUGGAGCUGGGUGGGCGUCACUCUUCUCUGCGUCACAGCGGCAAUGCUCUGUAAGGAACAGGGCAUCACGGCCAUCGGCGUCUGCGCCGUCUACGAGGUGUUCGUCAUCAGAAAGUUGCGGCUGGCCGGUCUGCCGUACCUGCUGCGCUCGCUGGUCAGCGGGAAGGUGCCGCCUCCCGACUGGCUGAGGGCCGCCUCCUCCCGGCUGCUGGUGCUCGCCGCCAGCGCCCUCUGUCUGCUGGUGGCCAGGGUCAAGGUCAUGGGCGCCCAGCUGCCGGCUUUUACCAGAUUUGACAAUCCAGCGGCGGCGGCUGUCACACCGACCCGCCAGCUCACCUACACAUACCUGGCGGCCGUGAACACCGGCCUGCUGCUGGCCCCGGAUCAGCUCUGCUGCGACUGGACCAUGGGCACCGUGCCGCUAGUGACAUCUAUCGGCGACCCGCGCAACCUCAGUCCGCUGCUGGUGCUGGCAGGGGUGGGCCGCCUGCUCUGGCGGGCGCUAUCCGCUGCAGACAGGCUCUCAGACGCAAUAAUCAUGAGCCUGGCGCUACUGGUGCUACCGUACCUGCCAGCCAGCAACCUGUUCUUCCCCGUCGGCUUCGUGGUGGCCGAGAGGGUGCUGUACAUGCCGUCCAUGGGCCUCUGCCUGCUGGUGGCUGCCGGAUUCUGCGCACUGCUGCGUUACGGCCGGUGUCGCAGCGUUCUGUACGCCGCGCUGGCCGUCCUGCUACUGACGCACGGCCUGAAGACGUACCGUCGAAACCACGACUGGAGGGACGAGUACUCCAUCUUUACCGCAGGCCUGCGCGUCAACAGAAACAACGCCAAGCUGUACAACAACGUCGGCCACGCGCUCGAAGGCCAGCGACAGUUCGAGAGGGCGCUCAAAUUCUUCCAGCAGGCCGUCAAGGUACAAGGCGACGACAUAGGUGCUUACAUCAACGUGGGCCGCACUUACAACAGCCUCCAAAUGUACACCGAAGCUGAGGAGGCGUACAUGAAGGCUAAGUCUCUGCUACCGAAGGCCAAAUCCGGCGAGACGUACGAGGCGCGCGUGGCGCCCAACCACCUGACCGUGUUCCUGAACCUGGCGAACCUGGUGUCGCGGGACCCGGCGCGACUGGAGGAGGCCGACACCCUCUACCGCCAGGCCAUCAGCAUGCGGGCCGACUACACGCAGGCCUACAUAAACCGUGGCGACGUGCUGGUGCGUCUGAACCGGACCCGGGAGGCGCAGCGCACCUACGAGACGGCGCUCUUUUACGACAACGAUAACCCGGACAUCUACUAUAACCUGGGUAUCGUGUACCUGGAGCUAGGUCGUCAGGCGCAGGCGCUGGCCUACCUGGACAAGGCGCUGGAGUUUGAGCCGGACCACCAGCAGGCUCUGCUGAACUCGGCCGCCAUAAUCCAGGAGUCGGGCGCGGCGCGACUCCGGCCGACGGCGCGGCUGCGGCUCCGGCGGCUGCUGCAGCUCACGCCGGCCGUGGUGGGAGCCGAGAGGGUCCACUUCAACCUGGGCAUGCUGGCCAUGGACGAGCGCGACCUACCCGCCGCCGAGGCGCACUUCAGGAAGGCAGUGGAACUGAAGCCCGAUUUCCGCAGUGCACUGUUUAACCUGGCGCUCCUACUGAGCGACUCAGGCAGGCCGCUGGAGGCCGCCCCUUUUCUGCACCACCUGGUCCAUCAUCACCCAGACCACAUCAAGGCCUUCAUCCUCCUCGGAGACAUAUACGUCAAUAAUAUGAAGGAUCUGGAUGAGGCCGAACGGUGUUACGAGCACAUUCUACGUCUGGACCCUGACCACGUGCAGGGUCUGCACAACCUGUGUGUGGUGUACGUGGAGCGAGCGGAGCUGGCCAGGGCCGAGCAGUGCCUGCUGCGAGCCGUUCACUUAGCCCCACACGAGGAGUACAUUCAGAGACACCUGAGAAUAGUGCGCUCCCGGAGACAGCCGGCGGCAGUCGCCGGCGCCAGACAGGACGGCGUCUCCUAGCAACGCGACACGCUGAACGGUAGUGAAAAACGGCCAGCUAUGUGGCAUGCCUUGGUGAACAAAAUAGAGUUGUGACAGUGUUCAUGCCAAGUGUAAAGUGGCAUGUCAAGUGGCUGUUCACUUGGAGAUGGUACACGGCUGUCCACUAGACAAAUACGACGGAGACAAGUUCGCGCGCCUUCUGAUCGUUCUAGAACUCCGUUGGUAUGGUUAGCCUGCACGGCAACGCUUCGGCAGCUUUACACCAAGCAUCAUCUCCGAACAGUAACGAUUAUUUCUUAACCGUCGUGCUGUUGGUAUUUUGAUCAAAUUUCUAGCUCGGAGCUGUUCUCAGGGUGCUGCACUUGGACUUUAGUUUUGCUGGGGAGCUGACGUGCCUUUCUUGCCCUGCUUCUCUCCAGAGAUGUACGUUCUCGCUGCAAUGUCCGCUGGUGUCAUAGUGUGUCAGAUCAGAUGUGGCAUAGUGUCAGUCAAAAUAAGACACAUGCGGUGACACAUGAGUCGAGGCAUAUGGAUGUCAGAGCUUGAACUCUGAUACAAGACGACGUUCUUUGUAACUUACCUCCGACAAAUAGUCAGGCAAGUGACGCUGCGUGUGCUUAUCGAUGUAUAUGUGAUCGUGUUGGUCAAUGGGAACAGAUCGGCUGAACUCUUUUGGACGUACUGCCGAUGUUUUGAUGACUGGAAAUGUAGCUGCGAUUGUGCGCCAAAUAGAUGUUGUUUGUGUGUCUGUAAUGUGACUUGUUUGUACAGGAGCGUGCCGUUCAUCUUUUGUAGCCGACAACACUAUAAUGUGUUAAGCUUUUGGACAUUUCCGCGAUUAGGAGGAAAUUGAAACGCCGCGCUGGUUUAUUUAUGCCUAUUUAUUUAUCUCGUUUUUCUUUUUAAGUUGUGUUGUUCCACAUCGAGACCGUUACGGUUCGACAUUCAGUUAUGGGUCAUUUUGGCGUCAUCUUAUCAUUUAUAAUGUUUUGGUAGUUUUUGUCUUUUCCAAAAAAAAAAAAACAUGUUACAUGACGCAUCUGCACGUAUGGCCCAACUGAUGAUCAGUUGUCGUACAUAAUGUAUAUUCAUCCAUACUUUCAGAUCAAAGAGAAGUCACUGUUAUUGGACCAUAUUUUAAGCAAAAUUGCUGAGCCGCCAGGCCGGCCUUUGCAACUGCGUCGGUCACCCAACCAGGAACUGAUUAGAAAUCGUAUCCGCGCUGCCUAUCUGAACCUUGAAAGGCAGCGACUGUGUUCAAUGUUCACUGUGCUCGCCUUGUCUUGCAUGACUGUCGUGCUCUGUUCUAUCGGCAUCUGGCAGCCAUGUUGCGAAUGUGUCUGUGUGCGCUGUGUUUGGAUCAUGUCUGCUGUCAACGCAGGAACAACCGCCAUGUUACAUAAGGAGAGAGUCGAUGUGUCGAAAACUGACAGCUGGGCGACUUUUCUCAGACUGGCGAAGGUGUUGUGCCGCGGUGUCGCGUAUUUUCGUGACGUCAUCAGUGGUCAGCUGGCUGUUUGUGUUUGCGAGCUUUUCUCGUCAGCUGGCGAUGAGGUCUUUUGUGCGUGUGUUCGUGACGUGAUGUGACGUCACAAGAAGUCAAUACGAGAGCUGAGGAGCCCAUCUGUGAUACAGGAAAUAUAUAGAUUGUGUGCGUUUUA
Amphibalanus amphitrite is the source of this 4428-nucleotide messenger RNA. RefSeq names its product protein O-mannosyl-transferase Tmtc3-like. The transcript has 17 exons. The record is from RefSeq and is a predicted model, not a curated record. NCBI's taxonomy places the organism in Eukaryota, Metazoa, Arthropoda, Thecostraca, Balanomorpha, Balanidae. Gene Ontology annotation, molecular function: mannosyltransferase activity; protein binding. Gene Ontology annotation, biological process: protein O-linked glycosylation via mannose. Gene Ontology annotation, cellular component: endoplasmic reticulum. Bases 281 to 2785 code for a protein of 834 amino acids.